UGCUGUUUGUCUUAUCAUCGAUGGGAGCGCUCAAUCAACCAACACGCGUUUGUUCGCACCUCCCCCCACAGCAUACACUUCCUAUUGUCCAGAACCACAUCUUCACAUUAAUUCAUGAUUCCUGAGGAAGCCCCGGGGCAUUCCAGCGAAACGGGGUCUUUACCGCGGACGCCUUCUCAGACCCCGAGCAACAACGCAGUUCUUCCAGAGGCUCCUGCUCUCAAUGAAGCUACUCAGCCAGACAAUGCAGAUGCUCACAUCAGUGCUGUCUCGGUUGAAACCACCGACAAGAUUGACCACAUAAUCGAAACUGAUAGAGAUAAGAGUGGCGGGGGUAGUAUUUCGCGUUCAGCGUUACACAGAGUGUUCCGUGGUGUCGUUGCGGCCACCAAGACACCCGACGAUGUGGCGGCACCCAUUUUCCGGUGGAUCUUGUCCUGUGGAGGACCUCGUUUCAGUGCCGCGCGAAGCUCUCAAGGUUUCCUAGCUGUAUCCCUGUGCAGCUUGCUGAAGGAUAAUAAAAUCGACGAACUUUAUCGGUUCCACGUUUGGCUUUCGGACGGCCAGCGCAGCAAUCCCAACUUUGCAGUGCACUCUCACCAGUCAUACGCGCGAAGCUGGAUCCUUGCCGGUGAGGGCAGGGAUUACCGGUACACGUUUGUGCCAGCUAUAAAUAGGGCGGAUGCUACCCACGCUAUGUACAAAGUGGAGUGGUCGGACAACAAGAAUACCAGUACCAAUUACAAGACCCACCAGAUCUCAUCUACGGUGCUGAAUACUAAAACGUUCGGGCGCAUAACGGAGACUCAUGGUCCCUCAGUUCACACGCGGGACAUGAGCUACGUCGUUCCUUCCCGUCAUUUCCAUAGUACGGAAGUGGCGCCAGAUACCCUUCACGCUACUCUGUUCGUCUUCGACUCUCAACGCGGAUUCGUGGAAUUCGCUCCCGUUCUUGGCCCCGUGGAUCUGGAGUCGUCCACGCAGUUGCGCGAUCCUGCUGGAGUGACGCCUGCAGCACUUGCAAACAUGGUCGACACCAUGCGUUCAUGGGAAACGCUGAUGGAGCAAGGGCAGCAACACUCCGAGCGUGCAGAAUGGGAGCACGCACUUCGAGCCUUCAAUAAAGCAUUGAGUUUGUGCGAGUCUGUCCCCAGCUUCCCGAAUCCGGCGCGAUACAAGCAUCAGGUCUCCGGUCAACUUGGAAAUACGAAUCGGCGGUUUGGUAGAUAUGAGCAGGCGAGGGACAUUUUAGAGAAGGCUCUUAAGGAGAUGGGACCCGAGAGCUCCGAGCGUGUCGAGUUCUGCGGCGAGCUUGGUGUCAUCUAUCGUCACAUGAACCGCCUUGAAGACGCCAAGCGCGCGUUUGAGGACCAGUAUGACACCGCGAAGCGGCUAAGGAAUGAGCGAGCUCAGUGUCGUGCCGUGGGGAAUCUGGGCAUGGUUAACUAUCAGCUUGCUGGACAGAGUGGUGGUCCUCUGUUGGAUGUGGCCAUCGAACAACUCACGGAACGCGUUACGAGCGUUCGACGUCUCAAAGCUGCCCUUCAUCCUCGGUCGUCGGACCCAAACCAGCGUCGCUUGUUUAACACUUUUACAACCUGGGAGAUGGUUGGCCUCAGCCGCCUGUCACUCUGCUAUACCGCCCGCGGUGAAGGAAAGCAAGCUAUCAAGGCAGCAUCGGAGGGCAUCGAACUUACGAGAAACUCAGCGGACCCAACGGUCAUCGCAAUGAGCCGACUUUUCUAUGGCCUUGCUUUAUUACGAGAUGGACAGCGCCAAGAGGCGUUGAAGCAGUUCAACCCACCGAGUGGAUGCACGCCUGCGAUUGCUUUAUGUAAAGAACCGUCAGAGGAGCAUCGCUCAUAUUUGACCGAAUUAGUGGAUGUCGGUGCAGAUAUGGAUGCUAUUGACGAACAAGGCUACAAGGCGCUGGACUAUGCGGUGUUCAAUGGUGACUCGGCUAUGGAAACGCUCGUACUUGAAGGGCUCCGUCGGCAAUUGGACGGUGAUGUGAAGAAGGAAGUUGCUCGUCGACAGGAUGAGGCAAAGCUUCGGAAAGGCUACCGAGUACUCUUCCAGGAAAAACUGCGCCCGGUACUGCUCAGUAGUAGUAGCAACAAGAACGCUCUACAAGACCUGCGACGUGUGUAUGCUGAUGCACUCGCUACGGACACGGAGAAGGCUCGUCUGUUCGAUGCGCUCAAGUUUGUGCGCUUUUCAGACUUCCUGGGAUUCGGAAAGAUACCGCGAUCAAGUGACAAGUUACCAGGAACGGGCGACCCUUUGGUGCAGUUGUACAGAUCGAACAUUCAGAAUGACGGUCAGCCCAGGGACACGGCCGACGUUGUCAUCUUUUUCUCAUACCGCUGGAUCAAUAAAGGCCCCGGGACAGCACGGGAUACACCGGAUGACAGUAGCAACAUGCAGUACAACCGAAUGGUGAAUGCCAUCGAGAACUUCCUAUUGCUUCAUCCGUCCGUGGACAAAGAGCGACUGGGAAUAUGGGUCGAUCAUGCAUGCGUUGACCAAGACAAUCCUGCACCCGGCGUUGCCGCUCUUCCCAUGAUCAUCGCGCAAUGCAACGCCUUGAUCAGCCUCGUGGACGACGCUUACCACACGCGCGCAUGGUGUUCGGUCGAGGUCAUGAUGGUGCAGACACUGAGAAGGUCGUACAACCUCCACAUGUGGUACGAACAUGUACUUUCAGACUCGGGUGGAGGUAUUCUGCGAGAAGGGCCAAUGGAUCUGGAAAUUGUCAUGAUAAGCAAAGAGUUGACGUAUGAGGAAGACAGGCCCAAAGUAAUGUUUUUGGAAAGGCAGAGCAAGUUGUUAGGAUAGGUUGUGAGAUACCAUUUAGAUUGACCUUCGCUUCUUGUCACAUACAUAUGCUGUAUCUAGGUCGUGUGUUGUACUGUAUA
Molecule: messenger RNA, 2918 nt
Organism: Pisolithus orientalis
Lineage: Eukaryota; Fungi; Basidiomycota; Agaricomycetes; Boletales; Pisolithaceae
Exons: 4
Coding region: 115-2838 (907 amino acids)
Molecular function (GO): protein binding
Source: RefSeq, a predicted model, not a curated record